Molecule: messenger RNA, 1146 nt
Organism: Labrus bergylta (ballan wrasse)
Lineage: Eukaryota; Metazoa; Chordata; Actinopteri; Labriformes; Labridae
Source: RefSeq, a predicted model, not a curated record
CCUUCAUUUUAAAAGGUGUUAAGUGAAAUGUAACAUGUAGUUUGUUGGUCUGCUCAGAAAGACAGAUCUCUACACCUGUUGCUGAUGAGGAGUUGGACCGUAUUGUAAGCGAAGUCCACAGAAGUGUCCAAACACCGGCUACAAGCUAAUGCGUGGACAUUUGAAUGCUAGAGGUGUGCGUGUUCCAAUCUCAAGACUGAGAGUCUUUGCACAGAGUGGAUGCUGAGGGAGUGUACAUGAGACGUCUACGGCUGCAUGUAACAAGACGACGGCAGUAUUCUGUUCCUGGCCCAAACUCUUUAUGGCACAUAGAUGGUCACCACAAGCUUAUAAGGUGGAGAUUUGUUGUCCAUGGUGGGGUGGACGGAUUCAGUCGACUGGUGGUCUACCUGAAUGUGGCUGGCAAUAACAGGGCUAGCACUGUCCUACAGAGCUUUAUCAAUGCCGUUCAGCAGUACGGGCUGCCGUCAAGGGUACGGUCUGAUAAAGGAAGAGAGAAUUCAGACGUAGCAGAAUUCAUGAUCAGGAGCAGAGGUACCAACAGGAACUCUCACAUCACAGGCAGAAGUGUACACAAUCAGCGAAUAGAGAGGAUGUGGAGAGAUGUUUAUGAGCAUGCCCUAGACCUCUUCUAUCAGAUCUUCACUUCAUUGGAAGAUCAGGGAACACUCAAUCCAGACAACCAAGUCCAUCUUUAUGCCCUGCACCGGAUCUUCCUUCCCCAAAUUCAGAGAACCCUCAGCUCCUUCAGAGAUGCUUGGAACUUUCAUGGACUUAGAACUGAAAGGAAUCAAUCACCUAAUGAACUCUGGAGAAGAUACAGAGAGCAAGGCCCCAUGGAGGAUCCUGCAGAGGUUUAUGAAGACUAUGGGAUCGACUGGAAUGGGCCUCACAAUCAGCAUGGAGACACUGUGUCAGUUCCUGAGAUUCAGAUGGCCCGUGAGCUCUCAGAUGAAGAGGUUGCCAUUUUGCCAGUUUCAGGAGUUUCUUUAAAUGAUGCAAUUGGAUCAUAUUUGGAGACAGUGCAAGUUUUGUCAAGAAUCAUUGGAGACUGAUAUCUUAAGCAGGCCUUUUAUUUUAUUUAUUGUGCAAAUGUCACUCAUGAAUUAGUUAACUUGAUUUGUCAAUAAAAAUCUGAAAUAAUAA